This is a messenger RNA of Anneissia japonica, 8398 nucleotides long. Its product is annotated as arf-GAP with SH3 domain, ANK repeat and PH domain-containing protein 2-like. Gene Ontology annotation, molecular function: GTPase activator activity; protein binding. Lineage: Eukaryota; Metazoa; Echinodermata; Crinoidea; Comatulida; Comatulidae. The record is from RefSeq and is a predicted model, not a curated record. The transcript is spliced from 21 exons. Gene Ontology annotation, biological process: positive regulation of GTPase activity. Gene Ontology annotation, cellular component: cytoplasm. Bases 98 to 3082 code for a protein of 994 amino acids.
UUAGCUUCCGGUAUCGCGAACUAAAUUAUUGCUAGAAUAGGAAGGGAUUUCAAAGCUUUAUUUUGAUUAAAUUUCCGAUGUUUCGUGAACAUUCAGUAUGAUUACAGUUGCGGAUUUUAUUACAGAGAGCCAAGAUGACUUUAAUUCUCCAACAACCUCAACAUUUGUGUCUCGAAUGGGGGACUGCCGCAACACAUUGUCGAUGUUGGAAGAGGCACUUGACACUGACAGGGGUUGCUUGACCAAGAUGAAGAGAUCUAUAAGAUCCAUUCAAAGCAGUGGUAAUGAACAUGUGACUGAUAUGAUGACAUUAUCAGAGACACUAGAGAAAUUAGGGGCAAAUGCAUUCUCAAAAGAAAAGGAACCAGAGCUAGGCACAGCAUUCCUCAAGUUUUCCGUAAUUAUCAAGGAACUAGCAGCACUCAUGAAGAAUCUGGUUCAUAACAUUAACAAUAUCAUCAUCUUCCCAUUGGAUGCGCUGUUGAAAGGUGACCUGAAAGGUCAAAAGGGUGACCUCAAGAAGCCGUUUGAAAAGGCAUGGAAAGAGUAUGAAUCAAAAUUUUCCAAGAUUGAAAAAGAAAAGAAACAACAGGCCAAGGAUGCUGGUCUUAUAAGGACUGAAGUUACUGGGGCUGAGACAGCAGAAGAAAUGGAAAAAGAAAGAAGAAUGUUCCAACAUUGUAUGUGCGAAUACUUAAUUAAGGUGAAUGAAAUCAAAGCUAAGAAGGGUGUUGAGCUAGUACAGCACCUUGUAGAGUUCUUCCAUGCCCAGAGCAAUUUCUAUCAAGAAGGCUCAAAGACGGUGGAAACGUUUCGUAAUUACAUGGAAACGCUCUCAUCGCAAGUUCAGAAAAUUAAGACGGAACAGGAUGAAGAAAAGAGGAAUCUGCAGAGCCUACGAACAUUGCUUAAAGGGUCAUUAACUACAUCAUUAGGCAGAGAUCCACAACAAGGGUAUGCCUUACAUCAAUUGGAGACUGACGUCUCUCACGGUACCACUAAGGAUGGGUUCCUCCACAAGAAAGCCGAGAAAGGAAUGCGACUUUACCAGAAACGCAGAUGCAUAGUGAAGGAUGGUUACUUAAGCAUAGCACACUCAACAAGUACUAAAGAUCCAGUGAAGCUUAAUCUGCUCACGUGCCAAGUAAAACCCUCCAAGGAGGAAGCCAGCAAGAAAUAUUUCGAUCUGGUUGCACGGGACAGGACUUACCACUUCAUGGCAGAAACCGAGGAAGAGGCAACUGAAUGGAUUUCAGUCUUAAACAACAGUAAAAAAAAUGCUCUGGAAGUAGUCUUUGAUGGUGACACCAAAAAGAACAGCCUACAAGAGCUAACACAGAAUAUUGUAACCGAAAUCACAAAAUUAAAUGGGAACAAUACAUGCUGCGAUUGUAAUUCUGAAGACCCUAAGUGGCUUUCAACAAAUUUAGGAAUAUUGACGUGCAUAGAAUGUUCUGGAAUUCAUCGUGAGAUGGGAGUUCAUAUAUCCAGAGUCCAGUCUCUAGAAUUAGAUAGGUUAACAACUGCACAACUGGUUAUUGCACGGAAUAUGGGAAACGCCACAUUUAAUGAGGUAUUCGAAGGUUCGCUGCAGCUGGACAUGAAACCCACAAAAGCUAGUACAAUGGAGGUUAGGAAGAAUUUCAUCCAAGCAAAGUAUAUUGAUCAUAAAUAUGCUUUGAAAGUGUCAAGUAGUCAAUCUGAGAGUAUGCAAGAUAUAAAAAAAGCGGUUACAACAUCUGACAUGUCACUGCUAUUACGUGUAUUUACUGAUGGAGUGGACCUCGCAUCCGCUAUCACAGAUCAGUUGAAGCAAAAAACUGCUCUGCAUUUAGCUGUAGAAAAGCAAGGGAAGCGGAAUUUGCAUAUUGUUGAUUUCAUCGUUCAAAAUUCUCGCAAUUUGGAUGUGAAGACCCGCGAUGGCAACACUCCAUUACAUCUAUGUGCAAUACAGGAUAAACAAGAAAGUAUGAAGGUGAUAUUGAAAGGAAAGGGUAACAUUACUGCUGUGAAUGAUUCAGGAGAAACUGCUCUAGAUCUUGUCAAGAGGUUCCAUUUCUGGGAGUGUAAAGAGUUACUGGAGCAGGCGGCAGAGGAAAAAUUCAGCCAGUGUGAGAAUGUUGACAUAGAGUGGUGUCUUUCAACUGCCAACGGGAAUGAUGCAGUAGACUUCAGUGAUGAUGAACUGGAUGAUAAUAGGACUCCAUCGAGACGACGACCGAACAGUGUCAUGCCAGGAGCACCGAUCAGUCCACGUAUUCAUCAAAGACAUUCGACAGAAAGACGGGAACGUUCUGGGUCAGAUGGCACUGAUGGAGAUGCCUUCGUACUGACCAGACCGACCCAUGCUCCACCAAUCCCUCCACGAAGAACAGCACCAGUACAUAAGAAGAAACUCACUGCCCCCCUUGCCCCCAACGGCCAUAAACGAACAACAUCCGAUACAUUUCUUAACCAGGUUCUUCCUGUUCCCCCAGUACGGGGGUCAUCCGUAGCAGAAAAGCACAAAAUUCAUUACCUGUACAAGUUUUGGCAAUUCAACCACUCAGGAAAGUUAGAAAAAGAUGAUUCAAUGCCACCACCGUUAGCGCCAAAGCCAUCAGGUAUUUCGCAUGGCCGUCCCGCCAGUCUGCACGGUAGACCACCAAUUAUACCACCCAGGGAUUUUUCCAAGUCAGCAGAAAAUCUCCCUCAAGUGACCAGUAAAUCUGUAUCGAGACAAGGCUCAGUGUCAGAACAGGAAGAAAUAGUAAGGCCAACAGUAGCACCCCCUGCCAUACCAACACAAGCAACACACCGACAAUCUACGCUACAAAGGCCGUCCUGUCCUCCACCGCCUAGCCCCCAACCACAAGUCACCGUAGAUAGACCUUCACCUAAAAUGUACCUACAAUCUCAGAAAAAGAGAGUGAAAGCUCUGUAUGAUUGUCAGGCUGAUUAUGAUGAUGAGCUAACAUUUAAUGAUGGAGAGAUCAUCAUAGUUAUUGGAGAAGCUGAUAAAGAGUGGUGGAUCGGUGAGAUUGAAGGCGAGCCUACACGAAGAGGAGUGUUCCCUGUCAGUUUUGUGUCGCCUCCCAUAUAGCUGCGUUCUUACCCCUCAAGACAACACUACCCAUCAUGCCAGCACGUCUAGGAUGUCCGCGCCAUUGACCUUAGGUCUGUGCAACAUGAUUGUGAUAAGACGGUUAUUCUAAAGAGGACGUGGACCAGAUUGCACAUGCUGUCUAUAGGAAUGGAUAAAGAUUUUUCAGAUGCAGUAAUGAAAUUGACGUCAGAUUCCUAAUAAUAUUGGAAGUGACACACUUAUAUGAAUGUUAAGUAAUAAUUAUUCAAAGCAACUAUAUUUAUUUCAAUUAAUUUGUGUUUUUAUUUUGGGCAUUUGCUUACUGUAUGCAUAGCCAUUUAUUCAGUCAUCCAUUCCAUUAUUUCCAUCGUUAAUCUUCCUCAAAGUCUAUAUACAACUUAUAUAUAAAUAUAUAUAUUGUAGGCAAAAGUCUGUAAAGUUGUAUUACCGUACUACACCAAAGGUCUAAUGUCUAAAAAUAGCUGUAUUUCCUCUUAAAAGUGGCUUUUCCACAUGUUAAUGUCAUAAAAAGUUUGGGCCCAUAUUAAACAUUUAAUCCAUUGAAAUUAAUAAUGAAAAAUUCCGCACCUGCACGCAUUUGGUUGGCUGGGAUACAGAGCAUGGAGACUCAUUUGCAUAUUCAUAUGGCAAAUAACAAUUUUGCAGCUUUAGGUUUUAACAGCUGCAAAUAUUUUGCUAUAUUGUACAAUCAAAAUUAUUAUUCUUUCUUUAGGCACACAAUACAUGUGCCAAGGAUUGCCAUCCUUGAAAAUCUUCCAUAUUAUACAAAUACAAUGAUACAGAAUAUGAUAAUGAGUAUUAAAUACUGUACUAUAGGAUAAUGAUACACCUGAAGACGUGUUCACAUUAACAAAUUUUAUGUGGAAUAUAUGUGGGAUUUGCCCAUAUAUGGUAUGAUAAUCCAUAUCCAUCCAUAUUUGUUCAAAUAGCAGAUAUUUGUCUGUAUGCACCACUUUCCACACUUAACACAAAUUCUGUUUACACAAGGUAUACCAUGGAGGUGUUGAUCACUCAGCAACAUAUCACUUUAAUGCAACAAACCAAUUUGUUCCCUGCCUUCAGUUCGUGCGUGGACGUCUAUCUUACCUUUAACCAUUUUUCGUUUAGCAAAAACCUGGCAACAUCAGGCUGUUAUAUGCUUCAAGCAGUAGUUUUGCUAUUUGACACCAUAAACCGUUUGAUGUUGACUCAUUAAAUAUUUAAAAAAUUUACAUUGUUUCCUUGAUUGGACUUUUUUGGGCAUUCAGUAUGUUGUGUGUAUAUUUCAGGAACAGAUUCUGCAAAAUAAUUUCUAUAAUUUUGUAACAGAUUGACUGGCCUAUAAAGCUGAGGCAGCUUAAAACUGAAAAUUACUCUGACUUUGGUUUGAAUUUUCAAAUAGUUCACAUGCGUUUACACUAAAGUGACUUAGUUUAUUAUAAUUCUCAAUCAUUUCUUGAUUAAUAGCGUAUCUGUUGAAAUUAGAAUUAUCGAAUUUAAUCCAAAUUAUGGAAAUACAAGUUAAAAUAUUCCAUACUUUUAAGGCUCAUGUAAAUGUUUCAUUAAAUUCGAAACUCUUUUGGAAGAAAAUAUUAAUAUGCUUGGUUUCUGUUUUUUGGAAAGAUAAAUGUAUUAUUUUUAAGGUGAAAAUGAUUGCGUAGCCAUGGCCAUUGACUGUAAGCAGUGCGCAUUGAAAAAGGAAGAUGCUCUCCAUUUUGCCAUGUUUAAUUUGUUCAUAAACUAGACCCGCUGAGCAACUGUUGGUUGGGAACACAUUAGACUUAAAAGGUAUCGCGUAAACUGACUUCACGCACUGCAGAAGCUUGGUUCUUUGCUCAUUUGCAUAGUGUUGUGUCCUUUUUCGAGUGAUCUCCCUCCUCGCUAGUACCUCCAUGGUUAUACUUCCGAUAAAACAAACCAACUUAGUUACUAAUUAGUACUUCUAUUUCCCAAGGUCCCUGGUGACGAUUUCUUCACAGCUAUCACCCUUAUCACAAAUCUAAUACCACCCCUCCUAAAAAACUAAAAAAUAUCAGAUAAGCAAAACCAGUUACCAUAGAAUGAAUGACACAUUCAUAUGUUAUUAGUAUUCUAAAUGCUGUGUGGGUGGGUGUGUAAGGUAAUAUAGCAUCAUUGUAUAUGGAACUGAAGUCAUCAAAUGCUAUGCUGUGUUUAUAAUUUAAUCAAACUUCAUCUAUGCUUUUUAUUUAUGAAGUCACCCCAAAUACAAUGGUGUCAUAUUUUAAGAAUGUAAAGAGUGCAAACGAGACAAGACAAAAUAUUUGUGUUAAUCUUCUAAUUUUUCAAGUCAAAUUUAUUGCAGAAUAGCAUUCUAUUAUUUUUAUAAGAACUAUGAUGUUAAUUUUGUGGAAUUAUCCUAUGAUGUAAAAAUAUUAAUUGCCUAGCAGUGGAGAGUAAAUUUAUUAAUAUCGUGAUUGAGAAGAUGGAUCCUUGUUAAAUUUAUUAGUUUUCAAAUUUGGCAUUCAAGAUUAACUAUGCAUUAUGGUAAACAUGAUGUCCAAUCUCACUGCAAAAUCUCAAUUAUUUUCUGAACAAAUUUAAAUUAAUUGUGGCUCAGUUAUUCAAGGUUGCUUCGUAGCAAUUAUUAUAAUGAAAACAAAACUGCGACUACACUAAAUAUGCAAGGUGGGUUGCAUAGAUCUUUGCCAAGUUUGAAGACUGAUUUUGCCAUUAUGAUGAAGCAUUCUACACUGUCUGGAUAUGUCACCGGAUGUUUGCCUGAAAAUAUAUGCAUUAAACAUUAAUUUUAUUUUAUAAUUUGGUGUAAAGCUAUAAUAAGCAGUGUGCUAUAUGUUAUAUAAAUGUAAAUUAUCAUUAUUAUGGAAAUUCUGGCAAGGGAAAUUUUCUUUUGAUUAGUGCUGGUUCAGAUUUUUUUCGACAGUUGAGUUAAGCAAUGAUUUUAUUUGAUUUAUCCAGCUUGUCUUUAAAUCAGUUCUUCAUAUUCAUAAAAUUUUGUCCAAAAUGCAGUUUCAGUCAUUUUCUAUCAUGUUGCUCACGUUUAUGUGACAUUUAUGAGUUUUUUUUAUAUUUUAAAUAUGUUUUCACCAAGUUGAUUGCUUGAGCUGAUGUGAGGCCAGCCUCAUCCUUAAUGUAAAAAGCCCUGUAAAAUAAGACCAACCUCAGCUUCAAUUGAAGGACCAAAAUGAGGGCAACCUAAACCUUGAUUGGAUAACUAACAUUGUAAGUGAGGGAGACAAUGUUAGUUAACCUUCAUUGUAUCACCAUAGCUGUUGUAACUUCUAAAAGCACUGUACUUGAAUAAGCCAUUUUUCAACCUCUGCUUACCAUAGAAUAACAGUAAUUUAUUAAUUUUAUUGUUUUAUUUAUUCUUUUUUUAUACCGUAGAUACUUUCAGUACAAUAGUACUGAAUUUCAAAGUGGUACAGUGACGAGAAACAUGUAUGCAAUGUUAUAAAUGUGGUGCACUUAUAAUAUGCAUACUAUGGUGCAUCGUUUAUAUUAUAAUUAAGGCCAAAAAUAAUCAAAACUGUGUUCCCCAAGCCUGGCUGAUUCGGAAUCCUAAAAAUCUAGGUUCAAAUUUACCAAAAAUGAGCUAAAAUUACUUGUAUGAUGCUUUAAAAAUUAAAUGGAUUUGGCACCUUAAAAUUGGAACCAAUUAAUGAUGGUUGGCACUCAUCCUAAGCCAAUAGGAAAAAAAAGUGCUGAGUACUUAGGCAACAUAACAAUUUGUUUUGGCCUUAUAUUUAAAAAAAUAUAUAUUUUUUGUUAAAUUUUGCUGCAAUCUGGAUUUUUUGGAUAAUACAAUACCGGUAAUUUUUUAAUGUCAAUAUAAUGAAAAGGCCUAUUAAAUUUAUUUGUUUUUUCUAAGCCAUUAUGAUAAAUUUGAUUAAUAAUAUUACACAAUGAACCAUCAUGCAGAAAUUGUGUAUGGAGAGUAGUAGCCAAGUGUGUUGACAUUAAAGUUCAACUGAUUUAACCUGAAUAUUAUAAUUGUUUAUUACAUAGAAAUACAUCUGGAAAAUCUCAUUAAAAAUGAACUGAAUAUUAUGAAAUUAAUACUUAGCUUUUUAGUAGUUGGUUAAGAGUGAUAUUGAACCAUAUGAAUAGCCAGAUGUUUGUUUUGUAUUGCAAGAGCUUUUUAAUGAGGUCAAUAAAUUUAAUUUUGAUAUGACAUAUCUUGUGUGACAGAUAUAGAUGAGAGAUCUUAUGGAAGAUGUUGGCAGCUCUCCUUACAGUAUCGUGCUUCAAGCGCCAUUGCAUUAUGUGCAUUGCAUGCAAAAAUAUCUAAUCCCAUAGGUUUAUUGUAAGAAAUACAGAAAUAUGAUAAAUUUAUUAUUAUCAUGGACGUCUGGAAUUUAUUUUAUAUAACUUAAUUUCAGAAAAAGCAAUCUUUUAGUUUUUGGUAAAAUGAAUGUUAACUGAUUAAUGUGGUUGAGAUCCAAUUACGAAUAUAAAAUUAAAUUUUUAUGAUAAAAAUAAUUUGGUUAAUAAAUAUAGACAAUUGAUUAGUUAGCAUGAGGUGAUCUGCUAAUGAUGAAUAAACUUUUACCUAUCUUGAUGGCCAUUGGUUAAAUUCUUGGAGUGCAUGAUGGGAAUUGUCAACUGGCAUGCAACCAUAAUUAGGUAUUUUUGUUGUGAGUGUAUGACCCAUAAGAUUAUGUGAUUUGUAAUAUAGUCUAUUCUACUUUAAUCACUGUCCAGGUCACAGUUUUUAUUAUAUUAUGAACAAUUCAUUGUUUAAGAGUCAGUGUGUAUCUAAAGGAAAGUGUAUAUAGGCCGACAUCAUAAAAUUAGGAAUAGUUUUUAUCUUUAUAUGAACUUUUAUCAAACAGUAUUUGGUAAAAUUAAAUUUCAGAUAAAUGUUAUGAGUCUCAUUUUACAAGAAUAAGAGAUGUUGAAGUUAUUACAGUAAUAACACUUUAUUGAUCAAUUGGAUGGUAUGUUGUGUUGUGUUGUGAGUGCAUAUUGGUAUAUUCAGAGCAUAUGUAACCAAGGAACAAUAUAUUCUUUGAUUAAAACUGAUUUUGACCGACUGUUAAAGGGACCAAAUACUCGAAUAUUUUGCUAUGUGAUAAAUACUUUUAACAUUUCUGUAUAAAGUUAGAAACAAUAAUUAUUAAUACUUUGGAAGAGAGGUUUAUUGGAGCAGAUAAGAAAUUUGCAUUUCUUUUAUCAAUUCAUUCACUUAGAAAUGCUCUGUAUUUUUUGUCUUUAAAUUUGUUGGAAGUUAGUGCAAUAUAUUUGUCUACUAAUUGUCUGGGAGAGGUUUAAGUUGCUUAGCGAGCGUUGUUAGACGGAGUUCUUGCUUUCAUAAUGUACCGGUAAUAAACAAAUACUUGAUUGUACUAGAAA